Molecule: messenger RNA, 1044 nt
Organism: Nicotiana attenuata
Lineage: Eukaryota; Viridiplantae; Streptophyta; Magnoliopsida; Solanales; Solanaceae
Product: probable 2-oxoglutarate-dependent dioxygenase AOP1
Exons: 3
Coding region: 83-829 (248 amino acids)
Molecular function (GO): dioxygenase activity
Source: RefSeq, a predicted model, not a curated record
UUGAAAGAGUGACAUGCAUUAAUAUUCCCCACAUACUUUGAAACGUUGAGCUUUUUCUUGCUAAGUAAAAUUACAAAACAUUAUGUCUCAAACACUUUCUAUUAUUGAUCUCACCAAAAUAGAGGAUUCAAAUUCUUGGGUAGAAUUGUGCAAUGACGUUCGCCAUGCACUUGAAAAUCAUGGUUAUUUUAUAGCACUUUAUGAUAAGGUUUCUUCUGAACUUGAGAAUGAAAUUUUUGAUGUAAUGGAUGAGUUGUUUGAUCUGCCCAUUGAAACAAAGAAGAAGAACUCUUCUGACUUUUAUUUCUAUCGAUGGGUUGGUCAGCUGGAGGCAGCUCCUCUUCAUGAAAGCUUUGGGAUUGUAUAUCCAACUGAUAUUCAAGCAUUACAAAGCUUCACUACACUCAUGUGGCCACAAGGCAACCACAUAUUUAGUGAAACAGUGACAUCGUACGUAAAGGUAGCAGCAGAACUAGAACAGUUGGUGGACAAAAUGGUGUUCGAAAGCUAUGGAAUAGCAGAAAGGCACUAUGAAUCUCAUAUAGCAGCCACUACAUAUCUCCUCCGUCCUACAAAGUACGCAGCGCCGCCACCGUCUGCGGAUGAUGACGGCGCCAAUAUUAAUAAUAUAGGUGCAAAUAUACACACAGACAAGAGCUUCUCCACACUGCUCUUUCAGAAUCAGAUUAAUGGUUUGCAAGUUGAAAGUAAAAGUGGUGAUUGGAUUGCCGUGAUGUCCCUCCUUCUGCAUUCGUCUUCAUGGCUGGUGAUGCUUAUGAGGCAUGGAGCAAUGGAAGAAUAUAUUCACCGCGGCACCAAGUGUUGCUGAAAGAGGAAAAGCAAAGGUGCACAUUGGCCCUGUUCACGUUUAACAAAGGAAUAACAGAUAUACCUGAGGAAUUAGUGGAUGAAACACAUCCUUUACAAUACAAGCCUUUCGAUAAUUUUGGACUAGCUUGGUACUACCUCUCUGGUGCUAACUCCAUGAUUCACAGCACUGCUAAAGCUUACUGCGGCAUCAAUACUACUGCAUCCAUCGCUUGA